UUUCUCUCUCCGCUAUUUAAAUAGACAAAGGAUUAAUGAAAAAGUAGAGAGAUGAUGAUGUUAGACUCCAGAAGCAGUAUGAGAGAUUCAAACUCAAUCCUUGAUCUGUCUCUUCAGAUCAGCCUUCCUAACUCUCACGCCGGAGAACUUCUUCACGGCGGUGACCGAAGCUCCACCACAAGUAGUGAUUCUGGAAGCAGUCUCAGUGAGUUGGGCCAUGAGAACAACUUCUUCAACAAACCUCUCCUAAGCUUAGGUUUUGAUCAUCAUUAUCGUUAUCAAAGGCACUCAAACAUGAUCCAACCACAAAUCUACGGUCGAGAUUUCAAGAGAAGCUCAUCAUCAAUGGUUUGUCUUAAACGAAGCAUUCGAGCUCCAAGAAUGAGAUGGACUUCUACUCUCCAUGCGCACUUUGUCCAUGCUGUUCAGCUUCUUGGCGGCCAUGAAAGAGCUACGCCUAAAUCAGUGUUGGAGUUGAUGAAUGUGAAGGAUCUAACCCUAGCUCAUGUCAAGAGUCACUUGCAGAUGUAUAGAACAGUGAAAUGCACUGAUAAAGGAUCAUCAGGAGAAGGAAAGGUAGAGAAAGAUACAGAGCUGAUGACAGAGGACAAUAAUAAUAAUGAAGAAGCUGACGAAGGAACUGACACAAAUUCGCCAAACUCAUCAUCUGUGCAAAAGACCCAAAGGGCUUCUUGUUCAUCCAAAAAGAGAGUGUGUAUGAACAUAUCUACACAAGCAGAACCUCACUUGGGAUCAACUCGUCACACUAAUGAUGAUGGGAAGAAAGAGGCGAUCAACGCUCAUCUCAAUUUGGAAUUCACAUUAGGCCGGCAAAGUUGGGGGAUGGACUAUUCGGAACCCUUAAGAGAUCUAACUCUUCUCAAGUGCUAAUCGUUUAGCUUGGAGAACUACAACAAAUAAGUCAGCUUAGGUUAUCAAUUUAACAUAAUUAACUUGUUUGAUCGUAAUAGACAUUGGAAGAAUCAUUAUCAUCAUAUAUGAAUUUCUUACAAAAAAUGUUCUCAUUUUUUUUUUUGGGAUGUAAACAAGAGAUUCGGAUUAAGUAGUAGCUAUGUUAUGGUUGUAGUGGAUGAGAAGGGAGUGCAAGUUCAAGUAGAGAUGAACUUAUGAUUGGUUGCCACCAAAUAUGCAUGGUGGAUUUGUUGGUAGUUUUUUUUUAUGUUUUCAUUGACUGCUAUUCAUAUUGUCGCAGUGAAUAUAUAUUUAAAUGAUUUUGUUUUGAUUCUUUGUCUUGAUUUGGAUUAGAAAGUAGAAUUCGGCAAAACUAGA
Molecule: messenger RNA, 1290 nt
Organism: Thlaspi arvense
Lineage: Eukaryota; Viridiplantae; Streptophyta; Magnoliopsida; Brassicales; Brassicaceae
Source: the annotation of a GenBank genome assembly